Cryphonectria parasitica EP155 is the source of this 1144-nucleotide messenger RNA. Its product is annotated as proteasome-domain-containing protein. Gene Ontology annotation, molecular function: threonine-type endopeptidase activity. Gene Ontology annotation, cellular component: proteasome core complex. The transcript has 2 exons. Lineage: Eukaryota; Fungi; Ascomycota; Sordariomycetes; Diaporthales; Cryphonectriaceae. The record is from RefSeq and is a predicted model, not a curated record. Bases 94 to 948 code for a protein of 284 amino acids.
ACGAACUGACGGACGGCACCCUUCAUAUUUGCAUUUUCGUCUUGACAAAUAAACCAAACAUCUUGAGGGGAGUCGAUCACAUACGACGUCACGAUGGACACCCUCGUUGCCAGAUACACGAGGCCCGCCUACGCCCAGAACGAAGGCCUCACCGAGCAAGAUGAGCUGGACAUCAGCGAUGCCGUCCCAGGUCCAUCUCUGAAGUUUGCCAUGCCUCCAGUAGCUCAGCCCUCCUCCUGGCUCCGCGCUGCAACCGACGACCGUUCGAACCCGCAAUGCCCCAUCAAGAUCGCCCACGGCACGACAACCCUCGCCUUCCGGUUCCAGGGCGGCAUCAUCGUGGCCACGGACUCCCGCGCAACAGCGGGCAACUGGAUCGCCUCGCAGACGGUCAAGAAGGUGAUCGAGAUCAACAGCCAGCUGCUGGGAACCAUGGCCGGCGGCGCCGCUGACUGCCAGUACUGGCUGGCCUGGCUGGGCAUGCAGUGCCGCCUCCACGAGCUGCGCCACAAGCGGCGCAUCAGCGUGGCCGCCGCCUCCAAGAUCCUCGCCAACCUCGUCUACCAGUACAAGGGCAUGGGCCUGUCCAUGGGCACCAUGUGUGCCGGCGUCACCAAGGAGGAGGGCCCUGCCCUGUACUACAUCGACUCGGACGGGACCAGGCUCGCCGGCAACCUCUUCUGCGUUGGCUCCGGCCAGACAUUCGCCUACGGUGUGCUGGAUGCUGAGUAUAGAUACGAUCUGACCGAAGAGGAGGCCCUGGAGCUGGGUAGCCGAAGUAUUUUGGCCGCGACGCACCGUGAUGCGUACAGCGGUGGCUUCAUCAACCUGUACCAUGUCAAGGAGGAGGGCUGGGUCAAGCACGGCUUCAGCGACACGAACCCCAUCUUCUGGAGGACGAAGCUGGACAAGGGCGAGUUUACGAACGUCACGAGCAACCUGGAUUAAGGGGAAGAACGCGAGAGCGAUGGUGAUGGCGGCGCAUAGAGCUGGAUCCGGAUGGCCGAGAGGUAGAGAGUAGGCAUGAGACGAGACCUUUGGCAUGAACACAUCGUCGAGUCCCUCUGCCUGGGUAAGGCAUGGUGGCUACUAUCAGUCAUGCCGUGCCCUGUAUCUGUACAAUAAAUGAUGACAUUCUGACAAC